AUGCGUGCCGUCGCCCUCUCCUCGCUUCUCCGGCCCCGCAAUCAACUUCAGAAAAUUGCCAUCCUCGGCCAUGCAACAGCCCCUUACUCAACCUCCUCAAGCUCACCACCCUCGCAACCCUCACCCCCAUCAUCCCCCUUACCCUCAACAUCGCCAACCACCCACUUCAACCCCGACACCUACCUCCACCGCGCCCGCCAAAAAUUCGCCUCCCAACCAGCCACCCUCAUUCCCGACAUCCUCUCCCCGACCCCGUCCCACCUGCUCACCCUCUCCCUAGCCGACCACGUGCCCGCGCUCUUCCCGCCCGGCCGCAUCACCCGCCCGCUCCCCUCCAGACUCGACACCCCGCCGGCAGACCUGGUCCUCCCGCAGGGCCACCACCUCGUCUACUUCCCGCCGCAGCUGCCGCCGUCGCGCCUGCUGCCCGACGGCACCGACCCGGCCCACUGCCCCGGCGCGCCCUUCGUGCGCCGCAUGUGGGCCGGCGGCGAGCUGGUUUUCCGGGACGGCUGGGACGCGGCGCUCCGCGUGGACGGCCGCCGCGCCGUGUGCGCCGAGCGGGUGCUCGCGGAGCGGGCCGUGCUGAAGUUGGGCCCGGCCGAGGGCCAGGAGAAGGUCUUUGUCGAGGUCGAGAGGCUGUACGGCGUUGGGCGAAGGGAUGCGCGCGGGGAGGAGGUGAGGAGGUUGGUGUUUAUGCGGGAGAGGAACACGCGGACGGGGGAGGCGAGGAUUGUAAAAGCUCCUGCCGCUCCCGAAUUCGCCUUCUCCCUCAAACCUGACGCCACCCUGCUCUUCCACUUCAGCGCUCUCACCUACAACGCCCACUCCAUCCACUUCGACCCGGACUACGUCCGCGGUAAGGAAGGGUACCGGGGUUUGCUCGUCCACGGCCCGCUGUCGCUGGUGCUCAUGCUCUCGGCGCUGCGGGCCUGUCUGGCGCAGGUCCAGUCCGCGGCUGCCCCGAAGAGCGACCCCGCAAGGCCGAUGCCCUACGUCAAGUCGUUCACCUAUCGCAAUAUCGCCCCGCUUUAUGUGAACGAGGAGAUGAGGGUGUGUUUGCGAAGGACGAAGCCGGACGGCGCUGAGUGGGACGCAUGGAUCGAAGGGCCCGAGGGCGGCCUCGCUGUCAAGGGGCAUGCCGUCGCAGCGGGCGUUGUUGGGACGCCGUAA
Molecule: messenger RNA, 1173 nt
Organism: Thermothielavioides terrestris NRRL 8126
Lineage: Eukaryota; Fungi; Ascomycota; Sordariomycetes; Sordariales; Chaetomiaceae
Exons: 3
Coding region: 1-1173 (390 amino acids)
Cellular component (GO): mitochondrion
Molecular function (GO): (3R)-hydroxyacyl-[acyl-carrier-protein] dehydratase activity
Source: RefSeq, a predicted model, not a curated record